CACGCUACGAAACGCUCUUCGUGCCACUACCGAAGGGUCGAGCUCACUAUUCUGCGUAGAAACGACGUGAUGGCGAAGCUCACGAAUGCGGCUUGCGGUCGCACAUCUGCGUGGCCGGACUUUGAUACUCGCCCAGAGUUGCGAACGCUACGAGGGCGAUUCAUGCGACGCUUCGAUCUCUUCAUUCUCUACGGUCUCUGGGUCGUCGGCCUCCUGUUUCUCGCAGUAAUGUGGGUCUUCUCACUCUUCUGUUUGGUGCAAUGGAGUUGGAGACGAGCUACACACGACCAUGCUCCUCCGAUGGCAUUUUCAGCCCAGAUAUACCUGGGUUUCAUCGUGCUGCACGAAAGCUACCACUACCUCACAAAACCUUCGUUGCAUCAGUGGCCAUUUAUGAGACGUUUUUUUCGACAAGUUUUUCUUCAUUACCCAUACUUCCGCCUCAACGUCUUGGUUUUUGAAGAGCGUUCGAAAACUUCAAGUGAAAAUGGCAAAUGCAACAAAGAAAUUGCCAGCAAGGCCGUUGAAGAGAACAAUCUGUCGCCAUUCGUGACCCCCGAUGAUCGCGCUCUAUUUGCCUUCCAUCCGCACGGUGUCCUCUCCAGUGGAUUCGCCUUCAACGGCGCGCACCACAUGGGAUUCUUGCAUGCCCAUUGUCGCUGGCUCGUAUCGGAGAAUCUCUUCUGGUUCCCCGUCAUGCGCGACCUGUUGAACUGGAUGGACUUCAGUUGCGUAUCUCGAUCGACUUUCCAUCGUUUCAUGGCCACAGGUCAAAAUGUGUGUUUGAUCCCUGGCGGCUUCGAAGACGCAACACUCUACGAACGAGGCAAACAUCGUGUGUACAUCAAGAAACGCUUUGGCUUUAUCAAGUUGGCUUUGCAGUAUGGGUACAAGGUGCACCCAGUGUACACGUUCGGGGAGGAGUACGCUUAUCACACCUUUCCUUAUCUGCUCAAGUUGCGUCUCAAGCUGAACGAGUUCAAGAUUCCUGGAGUCUUUUUCUUCGGUCUUCCGCAUUGUUUCUUUCUGCCUCGCACCGACGUGGACCUUAUCACUGUCGUUGGAGAACCCUUGGUCCUGCCGCGUAUCGAACAACCGACCAAGGAAGACGUGCAGAAAUACCAUGGUCAGUACGUCGAGGCUCUGCAAAAGCUGUUCAACAAGUACAAGUCUGUGUACGCAGUCGACCCAGACGCUGAACUUGAAUUAUACUGA
Messenger RNA from Phytophthora infestans T30-4, 1215 nucleotides. Its product is annotated as diacylglycerol acyltransferase, putative. NCBI's taxonomy places the organism in Eukaryota, Oomycota, Peronosporomycetes, Peronosporales, Peronosporaceae. Gene Ontology annotation, biological process: triglyceride biosynthetic process. The transcript has a single exon. The coding region runs from base 70 to 1215 and encodes 381 amino acids. The record is from RefSeq and is a predicted model, not a curated record. Gene Ontology annotation, molecular function: diacylglycerol O-acyltransferase activity. Gene Ontology annotation, cellular component: endoplasmic reticulum membrane.